This is a messenger RNA of Haemonchus placei, 855 nucleotides long. NCBI's taxonomy places the organism in Eukaryota, Metazoa, Nematoda, Chromadorea, Rhabditida, Trichostrongylidae. The record is from the annotation of a GenBank genome assembly.
AUGGAUAAAUUACGUGCGAAGAUGCACAUCAGAAACGAGCUGGGACGGGCCCUGAUAGCCGAAUUUAUGGGCACAGCCCUGUUACUGCUGAUCGGUAACUGUGUUGUUGCCCAAAGUGUGCUACCACGUCCGAAACUGAAUGAAAUGAUCGGAAUAAACGUCGGUUUCGGUUUGGCCAUCGCUUUCGGUGUUGCCAUAUCGGCAAAGAUCUCAGGAGGUCAUAUCAAUCCGGCUGUGUCGCUGAUGUUCAUGAGCUUCCGCCAGCUGGCCCCAGUCCGUUUCAUCCUCUACACGAUUGCACAGACCCUUGGAGCUUUAGUCGGCGCAGCUUUGGCAUAUGCUCUAUACCAUGAGGCAAUCAACAAUUUCGACGGAGGAAUCCGAGCGGUUAUUGGACCAAAAGCAACGGCCGGCAUUUUCGCCUCCUAUCCAGCCAAUCAUUUGGGUCUUUUCGGAGGACUCAUUGACCAGAUUAUCGCCACGGCUGUAUUCUGUUUCUUGAUCGCCCACAUUACAGACAAGAGAAACUCAUAUCCAACGUGGCUUCAACCUCUACUUGUUGGACUCUCCUUCGUCGCUGUCGGAACCGCUUUCGGAUUCAACUGUGGAUAUCCCUGUAAUCCUGCUAGAGACUUCGGACCACGUCUUUUCACCCUCAUCGUUGGAUACGGAGGAGAUGUAUUCUCGCAUAGGUCCUGGUGGUGGGUACCGAUCGUUGGUCCCUUCAUCGGUGCGCUCAUCGGAGGUUGGCUUUACCAGCUCUGCAUUGGAUUCCAUACUCCACAAGAUGCUGAAGAGAAAUACGUCGUAUUGACUGGAAAUCAAGAAUUGAAGCCCCUUACUGGAAAAGAGUAA